AAACCUUAAACACACAGUCUUCUCUUAAACAAACAUCAUUUAAUGUGUAUUUCAGAACUGGCUCAGCCUCUCGAACUAGAAGAAAUAAACAAAAGGGUAGUCACAACCCUAUACGAGGCCUUGAACUCUCGUGAUGUUGAUACGGUGCAUCGCUCGCUAAAUCCUGAUCUUGAGUGGUGGUUCCACGGCCCUCCAAUCCACCAGCAUUUGAUGCGCAUACUCACUGGAUCAUCAUCAGACGACAGCUCUUUCACUUUCAUUCCUCACUCUAUAGUUGCCUUUGGAUCAACGGUCAUUGUCGAGGGUGAUGACAAACAAUUAUCAGUUUCUUGGGUGCAUGCGUGGACUGUGACUGAUGGGAUAAUUUCUCAGGUAAGAGAAUAUUUCAAUACCUCUGUAACAGUCACUUGUUUUGGCGACACGGACGGAUUUUCUUCUCCGGAUUUGAGCAUUAGUACUUGCCAAAGUGUUUGGCAAAGCAAGCUUUGUGAUAAUAAAUCUGUGCCUGGUCUUUUGUUGGCACUUUAGCUAAUGUUAAUGAAGCUAAAAUCUGAAAGAGUGAUAUCUUAAGAUCCUGGAUCAGUUUAUAUUUUAGGGUUUUUUUAAAUAAGAAAUAUACUCGGGAUAUGUAUUGUAUAAAUAUUCUAGCAUAUGCUUAA
Messenger RNA from Pistacia vera, 659 nucleotides. RefSeq names its product wound-induced protein 1-like. The record is from RefSeq and is a predicted model, not a curated record. The transcript has a single exon. NCBI's taxonomy places the organism in Eukaryota, Viridiplantae, Streptophyta, Magnoliopsida, Sapindales, Anacardiaceae. The coding region runs from base 43 to 528 and encodes 161 amino acids.